AUGUCGAGCGGCGGAUCCGGGGGCUCUGGCUCGGGCUCUGGCGGCCUGGCGGGCCCUCCCGACAAGGACUACUACGAUAGCACGCGGGCCAUAGCCUACAUGAGCGUCUGCAUUGCACUCAGCUACCAGUGCCUCACCGAGUUCCCCCACCUGCUCGUCAUGCACGGAGGAGUGUGCUUCUUCUUUCCGUACGCGAUUGUCUUGGUAGCGGUCGGUGUUCCUAUGGCCGCCUUCGAGAUGCUGAUUGGCCAGUUCCGCGGAAAGGGAUGCCUUGAGAUCUGGACCUGCGUCCCAGUCGGCAAAGGCAUCGGCAUGGCAAUGCUGUUGAAGACGUUCGUGAUCUGCGCGUACAAGGCAUUCGAGAACGCGUGCACCUUCUUCUACUUCCUGCAGACGUUCCAAGAUGAGCUGCCUUGGAGCCACUGCUACACCUGGUGGGGCGCCUCGGACCUCAACUGCCGGGAGAGGAAGCUCAACGAGACGCGCCAGUGCCAGCUUGCCAAGGAGAACGUGUACGCAAAGACCCAGCAGCCAAACUACGACCCUGGCAAGAACGCCACCGUGUUCACCUUGUGCGGGAAAGUCGUCACGGCAUCCUACACCGACGCCGCGAACCUGUCGGAGUGCUUGGACCCGCGGGGUUAUUCCGAGAACGCCUUUUUCCUGCACGGCAUGCUCAAGGUUACCAGUGGCAUCGACGACUUCGGCGGCAUUCGCUGGGAGCUGCUCGUCUGCUACAUUUUCACCUGGUUCUUCAUAUUCGUCUGCACGGCGCAAGGAGUCGCCGCAGUCGGACGGGGCAAGUUGUUCCACUGA
Dermacentor silvarum is the source of this 816-nucleotide messenger RNA. Its product is annotated as sodium-dependent acetylcholine transporter-like. Gene Ontology annotation, cellular component: membrane. The coding region runs from base 1 to 816 and encodes 271 amino acids. The record is from RefSeq and is a predicted model, not a curated record. Gene Ontology annotation, molecular function: L-amino acid transmembrane transporter activity. The transcript has 6 exons. Gene Ontology annotation, biological process: sodium ion transmembrane transport. NCBI's taxonomy places the organism in Eukaryota, Metazoa, Arthropoda, Arachnida, Ixodida, Ixodidae.